AUGGAGAAGAUGCGGGCGGCAGGGGAGGCGCCGCCGACGCAGCAGCAGCAGCAGCUGCCUCCGGGGUUCCGGUUCUACCCCACCGACGUGGAGCUGGUGCUGCAGUACCUCCGCCGCAUGGCCCUCGACCGCCCGCUGCCCGCCGCCGUCAUCCCCGUCGUGCACGCCGCCGCCAUGCCCGACCCCUGGGACCUCCCCGGCGCGAGCGAGGGGGAAUCGGCCUACUUCUUCAGCCAGAGGCAAGGCCGUGGCGGGCGGCGGAGGAGGGCGGCCGGCGGGUACUGGAAGGCCACGGGGAAGGAGAAGCCGGUGUUCGUGCAGCUGCCGGUUGGCAAGCGGCUGCUCGUCGGCGUCAAGACGGCGCUCGCCUUCCACCGCGGCAAGUCGCGCACGGACUGGGUCAUGCACGAGUACCGCCUCGCCGGCGCGGCGGAACAGAACAAGGGUGCCAAUGACGGCUCGCAGAGCAGCGAAUGGGUCGUGUGCCGGGUGUCUCUGAAAAGCAGAGCAAGGAGGACGGCAGCCGGCGGCGAGACGACCGGCGAUCACCAGCAGGAGCAGCCAUCACCGUCGCCGUCUUCGACCUCGAGCUGCAUCACGGACCACGCUUGUCACGCUCCAGACCAAGAACCGUCUGUGAAGACAAUGGCCGCGGCAAUGGCGAAGGUCACGACGACGGCCGUCCUGGGAUGCAGCUGA
Triticum turgidum subsp. durum (durum wheat) is the source of this 699-nucleotide messenger RNA. The record is from the annotation of a GenBank genome assembly. NCBI's taxonomy places the organism in Eukaryota, Viridiplantae, Streptophyta, Magnoliopsida, Poales, Poaceae.